AUGAGAUCAGGCCACACAGUCCAACUCCAGACACAGUCCAACUCCAGACACAGUCCAACUCCAAACACAGACCAACUCCAGACACAGUCCAACUCCAGACACAGACCAACUCCAGACACAGACCAACUCCAGACAGACCAACUCCAGACACAGACCAACUCCAGACACAGACCAACUCCAGACACAGUCCAACUCCAGACACAGACCAACUCCAGACACAGUCCAACUCCAGACACAGACCCAACUCCAGGCACAGACCAACUCCAGACAGACCAACUCCAGACACAGACCAACUCCAGACACAGUCCAACUCCAGACACAGUCCAACUCCAGACACAGACCAACUCCAGACACAGUCCAACUCCAGACACAGACCAACUCCAGACACAGUCCAACUCCAGACACAGUCCAACUCCAGACACAGUCCAACUCCAGACACAGUCCAACUCUAGUCAUUCACCAUCCAAGUCCAUAUCAUCCUUUCCCUGCCUCCAGCUUUCCCCUACGAGUAUACCACAAUGGAUGGAGGGUAAGGCUGCAGUUCUGAAGGUUUCUCAAACUCCAGCAGUAACCAUUUCUCAGCCAAGACAACCAAUUUUUGUCACACGCAUUCCCAAGGAUCCUCUUCAGGAAACUGAUGACCAGCAAGCGUUGUAUGUGGACCAAGAACAGCUGAGCUUCUACACGCCAGCGGAAGCCCCCGCCACUCUCUCUGAACAGCCGUCACUCAUCAAGCCUCAUGAAGCCCCCGCCACUCUCUCCCAGCAGUUGUCACUCAACAAGCCUGAGGAAGCCCCCGUCACUCUCUCCCAGCAGUUGUCACUCAACAAGCCUGAGGAAGCCCCCGCCACUCUCUCCCAGCAGUUGUCACUCAACAAGCCUGAGGAAGCCCCCGUCACUCUCUCCCAGCAGUUGUCACUCAACAAGCCUGAGGAAGCCCCCGUCACUCUCUCCCAGCAGCUGUCACUCAACGAGCCUGAGGAAGCCCCCGUCACUCUCUCCCAGCAGUUGUCACUCAACAAGCCUGAGGAAGCCCCCGCCACUCUCUCCCAGCAGCUGUCACUCAACAAGCCUGAGGAAGCCCCCCUGUCACUCAACAAGCCCGAGGAAGCCCCCGUCACUCUCUCCCAGCAGCUGUCACUCAACAAGCCUGAGGAAGCCCCCGCCACUCUCUCCCAGCAGCUGUCACUCAACAAGCCUGAGGAAGCCCCCGCCACUCUCUCCCAGCAGCUGUCACUCAACAAACCUGAGGAAGCCCCCGUCACUCUCUCCCAGCAGCUGUCACUCAACAAGCCUGAGGAAGCCCCCGUCACUCUCUCCCAGCAGCUCUCACUCAACAAGCCUGAGGAAGCCCCCGUCACUCUCUCCCAGCAGCUGUCACUCAACAAGCCUGAGGAAGCCCCCGUCACUCUCUCCCAGCAGCUCUCACUCAACAAACCUGAGGAAGCCCCCGUCACUCUCUCCCAGCAGCUGUCACUCAACAAGCCUGAGGAAGCCCCCGUCACUCUCUCCCAGCAGCUGUCACUUAACAAGUCUGAGGAAGCCCCCGCCACUCUCUCCAGCAGCUGUCACUCACAAGCCUGGUGA
Procambarus clarkii (red swamp crayfish) is the source of this 1587-nucleotide messenger RNA. Lineage: Eukaryota; Metazoa; Arthropoda; Malacostraca; Decapoda; Cambaridae. The record is from RefSeq and is a predicted model, not a curated record.